AUGCAUCGCAGUGCUGUUCCGGAGCUUACCGCCGUUGAAUCUAAAGACGAUGAAUCAGAUACACAUCCAAACAUGAAGUCUCAGAAUCAAGAAAAUACCCAUUCAGAGGUUUAUAAUCGUAAUGAGGAUGAGGGUAAGGCCCGGGAUCGCUGGUGUCAAUAUGAUGGCCGCCGUAAAGCUUGGAUGCUUUCUUCACCUCAACAAAGUGAGCAGCCAUACUAUGGUGGGUAUACCGUCACCCCGAAAAAGGGGUAUACCAUAAUCCCAAAAAUGGAGGACUGGAUAGUUUCUUGGUCUUCAACAAAUGACGAGGAACAAAUGGGGUAUCACUAUCUAAACAUACAUGGUUAUUACAACAAGGAAACAGAAAUGGGAGGAUAUGGUGUUAUGGUGCGUGAUUCAUAUGGAAAGCCAGUAACUGCAUCUGCUUGUGUGCAACCAGAAGGAGUUUCUUAUCCCUACCAUGUCUUAGAUGGGGUGAAAGCUGGCCUUGCAUUUGCGUUGGAACGUAAAAUAUAUGAUCUUAUACUGAUAUGCGACAACUUAAAAAUUGAUUGUUGCCUUAGAAUGAUUUUUCAGAGAGCUGAUAAUGGUUUGAUCGAGACCCGGCGUAUUCCUUACAAAUGUGGUUUUUGCAAGACGUGUUUGAGAAAUAUUAUCCCCGACACAACUCGCGAGGAGUCUGAGUUUAUGUUUCCCCUCCUCCAGGAUAUUAUAGAUAAGCGCGAUCAGAUAAUGUGCAAAUCUAGUUUAUUUCAUCUUCAUCCUGUUAAGUUAAAAUUAAAUAAAGCUGCUUAUCUUCUGGCCGAGCAGCUUGUAAGGAAGACAAAGAAACAGCUUCCAAGGGAAUGUAAGCCAUCGGCUGAGAUGAUCGAUCCAGCUGCAUUCGAUAAUCAGCUCAAAAGGGUUCUUUACAAAGAUGCAUAUGAAGGUGUACGGUUCUACCAAGAACAACAGCGAUUGUUGUUCGAAAAGAAAAGUCAGCAGCUGCAAUGA
Molecule: messenger RNA, 996 nt
Organism: Papaver somniferum (opium poppy)
Lineage: Eukaryota; Viridiplantae; Streptophyta; Magnoliopsida; Ranunculales; Papaveraceae
Exons: 2
Coding region: 1-996 (331 amino acids)
Source: RefSeq, a predicted model, not a curated record